AUAUGAUUCUAAGAUAAAUGAAUGAAAAUAUGAUUUUCGAAGAUUUAAUUAGUCCUUGUCUGUGUUGAAUUUAUUCGUAAGACGUGUGAUGGCGACGAAAGUAAAUUUCAUAGUGAUAACAAUAUAUUUUGUUAUAUAUGUAGGAAGUUCUAGCUUCAAAGUUUCAGGCAGUUCACGUGUAGUAGGAGGUUAUGAUGCGCCUUAUGAGUUUGGCAGAUUCCACGCGUCCUUACAGAAUGUGACAGGUUCUCAUGUUUGUGGGGGAGCUGUGAUAUCUUUGUCUCGUGCAGUUACUGCUGCUCACUGUGUUGUUGGAGCUGAUCCUAUGUAUAUAAAAGUGGUUGUUGGAACGACAAACCUGGACAUUGGUGGACAGGAAUUUGACGUUAAGUCUAUUGAUAUUCAUGAGAAUUAUAACUACAGUCUCAGAACUAAUGACAUAGCUAUUGUAACAAUAGAUGGUAUGUUCGACACGCGCACUAUUAAUGUAUUGGAAGUUGAUGAUAUAUCACUGACCGAGGAUGAUCCGGUUAUUUUGACAGGAUUUGGGGCACAGACUCCAAAUGGCGAAUCCAGCCGAGUAAUGUACGCAUUGAAUCUCUCUGUAUUCAGUCAAGAAACCUGCGAGUACGCAAUGAGGUAUUCAAGACAGGUUGUUGAUACCAUGUUCUGCACGUUUACGCAAAUUGGCCAAGGGACUUGCCAUGGUGACUCCGGCGGGCCGUUAAUAAAAAACAACAAACUUGUUGGGUUAGUUUCAUGGGGAAUACCCUGCGCUGUCGGUUUCCCAGACGUCCAUACAAGGAUAAGUUCAUUUGCAGAUUGGAUCAGAAGUAAAAUUAAUUAAAUUUACCCAUGUGAGAUUGGAAUGGCCUGUCGUGAUAUAAAAUAAAGUUAUGAAGUCUGU
This is a messenger RNA of Amyelois transitella, 907 nucleotides long. Its product is annotated as chymotrypsin-1. Gene Ontology annotation, biological process: proteolysis. The record is from RefSeq and is a predicted model, not a curated record. NCBI's taxonomy places the organism in Eukaryota, Metazoa, Arthropoda, Insecta, Lepidoptera, Pyralidae. Gene Ontology annotation, molecular function: serine-type endopeptidase activity. The coding region runs from base 89 to 847 and encodes 252 amino acids. The transcript is spliced from 5 exons.